Messenger RNA from Oldenlandia corymbosa var. corymbosa, 2919 nucleotides. Lineage: Eukaryota; Viridiplantae; Streptophyta; Magnoliopsida; Gentianales; Rubiaceae. The record is from the annotation of a GenBank genome assembly.
CCAAAGGGUCCAGGUUCAAACCCCGCUAACAACAAAACAUGCAGAUUAUCUUAGGUUUCCGAGUGCGCGCUUGGAGUUUCCCCUUAGUAGUACUUACCUAUUCUCCAUAGGUUUCACCCCACAUAUAAUAAAUUAAGUAUUUGUAAUUGUAAUUGUGUAUAAAAAAAAUAAAAAAAAAACCUUCCCUUUAGCCGGCCUGAGCCGGUGCUUCAUCCACGUGUGACAGCCAAACUUCACCGCUUUCUUUCUUUUCGCUUAAACAGCCGUCAACGCAAUCUCCCAUUCUCUCAGUUAACGAAAGCAUAACAAUCUUCUACGUUUGAAACAUUCAUUCACGUCUGUGGAUUAUAACAUCAUUAAUUACAAUAAUUAAUUAAUAAUUUUUCCUCAUUUCUUCAACAAAACAAAAGCAAUCUGCAAAUCCAACCCACAAAGCAAAACCAAAUCACGACCCCAUUCAUCAACCGAAUCUCACCAAAGCAUAUCCCUUAAGUUAAAAAAAAACCCAUCACAAACCAUAAUUAGUAAUUUAGUAUAAUGUCAUUGCCAAUGGCAUCAUCCUCCCCUAUUAGCUGUCCUACCCUACUUUCGGCUAGGCUCCGUAAUCGGCUUCCCCUUUUCCAUAUUUGUGAACUUUUUGCACACAGUCACACAGUGACGGAGUCACGCUCCUGCAAGCUAGCUGCUCUGUUUUAGCCCCAUUGACCACAAAACCUCCCCCCGUAAUGGAGCAGUCACACAACUCGCAACAAAUUAACCCACUCCUCCUAUUUGUUUAUUAAUUAAAUUGAUUUGCAUGAUCCGAGUUAAAUUGAUUUGUUUGUUGGAAAAAAAAAUAAAAAUUUCAUGCAUCCAAACAAGCUACUUAUUUCAAUUUGGGAUAAGAAGAACUCACCGUUUGAGUGUGGGUGGAUAAUUUCCAAAUACUUUCUUCUUCCCUUUUGGAUUGAAUCUCCUAUCUAUUUGUGAUAUAUAUGCCCCUUUUUGUCCUACCUCCUUCUUCCUAUUUAUUUAUGUCAUCGGGUUCGGUUCUUUCCCAUCAAUUUGAAUUAGCUGGUGGUUUUUGAUGGGCGGCGUUGAAAAAAGUGGCUGUGAAUUUGUGGAAGAUUAAAGGGAAAGAAAAGUGCAAAUUCUGUUUAUUAAAUUAUUCUCAUCGAAGAUUUCAGAGGGCCCAAGAAGAUUGAAUUCGCCGAAAUUAAAAUGGCCAGUGUGGUGGAGCCACAAACUGAAAUUAGGCCCAGAGAAGAAAAGCAUUACUACACGAUGGGGCAAACCCUGUUUGAAGUGGACAAGAAAUACAUUCCAAUCAAACCCAUAGGUAGAGGUGCUUAUGGGGUAGUUUGUUCCUCUGUUAAUAUGGAGACUCAUGAGAAAGUGGCGAUCAAGAAGAUACAAAAUGUCUUUGACAAUCGCAUUGAUGCUUUGAGGACCCUUAGGGAGUUGAAGCUUUUGCGGCAUGUGAAGCAUGAGAACGUGAUCGCAUUGAAGGAUGUUCUGAUGCCUGUGCACAGGAGUAAUUUCAAGGAUGUGUACAUGGUUUAUGAGCUGAUGGAUACUGAUCUUCACCAUAUUAUCAAGUCAUCACAACCAUUAUCUAGUGACCAUUGCAAGUACUUCAUCUUCCAGCUUCUUUGUGGCUUGCAAUAUCUUCACUCUGCAAAUAUUCUUCAUCGGGACUUGAAACCUGGAAAUCUCCUUAUCAAUGCUAACUGUGCACUUAAGAUAUGUGAUUUCGGACUGGCCAGAACAGGCAAUGACAGUGGACAGUUCAUGACUGAAUACGUUGUCACGAGGUGGUACCGUGCACCAGAGUUGCUUCUUUGCUGUGACAACUACGGAACCUCAAUUGAUGUCUGGUCUGUGGGAUGCAUCUUUGCUGAAAUCCUUGGUCGUAAACCACUCUUCCCUGGAACUGAGUGCCUCAAUCAGCUUAAACUUAUCAUUGAUGUUCUGGGCAGCCAGAAGGAAGAUAAUCUUCGAUUCAUUGACAACCCAAAGGCUCGGAGAUUCAUCCUAUCUCUCCCGUAUUCAAGAGGGGUUAACUUUGCUGCUCUAUACCCUCAUGCUGAUCCCCUUGCAAUAGAUUUGUUGCAGCGGAUGCUCGUCUUUGAUCCUACAAAGAGAAUCACUGUGACAGAAGCCCUGUAUCACCCUUACUUAUCUGGUCUGUAUGAUCCAAGUUGCAACCCUCCUGCCGAGUUCCCUCUGAAUCUCGACAUCGAUGAGAAUAUGGAUGAAGCAACGAUUAGGGAGAUGAUGUUGAGAGAGAUUCAUCAAUACCAUCACCCUGAAGCUGCAGCAAAUUUCAUCUGAAAAGGUUCUGAGAAUGGUCCUCAGGAAAACUAUAAAGAUUAUGCUAAGGAAGGAUAAUCAAAAAUAGCAAGUGUUGUCUUAAUUUUGUACUUGUGUUUGAAGCCUUAGUUAUUGACGCAAGAACAUUUUGCAUCUCUUGUUUUAGUAUGAGAUUGUGCAAAGGAUGACACACUGGACUUUUGAGUGGUGAAGCAGAGGAUCUGUUGGCUUGGCCUAGAUUAUAUUGUUGUAUAAAGCAGAUAUGCAUAAGAUUUGCUGUGGAAAUCCUUCGGAUGAUUUGCCUUUUUAAACCAAAUAAUUUAUCCCUCUUGCUCCCCAGAGUUUUUGGAUUUUACUAGAGUUCUUAUGGAGGCACUUCUAUUUCAGAUGAUGAGUUUAGGCUUUAAAUCAGUGGCUACGUGGACUGAGCACACUGCUAUUACCUAUAAUGGAAACAGAGAUGAUGUCAUGAAAACUUUCUCUUGGAUAUUAAAAUUCAUGACAACUGAGAGACAGUGAAAUAAGUGGCAAUAGGUGUUUUAAUAGGUAAUUUUGUUAUUCAAACCAUGGAUUUUUCAAGGCAUAACAUUAGAAAGAAAAAUUUAUAGUGCUUAGAAUUUAACAAGG